Messenger RNA from Gymnogyps californianus (California condor), 1161 nucleotides. RefSeq names its product octopamine receptor-like. The transcript has 4 exons. Gene Ontology annotation, molecular function: neuropeptide Y receptor activity. Gene Ontology annotation, cellular component: membrane. NCBI's taxonomy places the organism in Eukaryota, Metazoa, Chordata, Aves, Accipitriformes, Cathartidae. Gene Ontology annotation, biological process: adenylate cyclase-activating adrenergic receptor signaling pathway. The record is from RefSeq and is a predicted model, not a curated record. The coding region runs from base 1 to 1161 and encodes 386 amino acids.
AUGGCACAGACACAGCAGGAUUUUAACAGUGGGAAGAUGCUGAUGGACAAAAAUGAAUCUUGGUUCUCUAAUUUCUCCUCUGCUGCCUCCUCCUUUGCAAAAGGAGGUGGCAACUGGGCAGGGAUCGGCCUCCAGGAGGUGGUCAUCGGGCUGAUACUAACCCUCAUUGACUUGAUCACACUCCUGGGAAAUACGGUAGUCUUCAUCUGCCCGGUGGUGGAAAAGAGGCUGCGCACCGUCACCUAUAUGUUUAUCAUGUCCUUAGCCAUGGCAGACUUCCUUGUAGCUUGUCUGGUCAUGCCCUUUAGUAUCAUUUACGAGGUGACGGGGAUGUGGUUGUUCGGGAAGUUGUUCUGCAAAGUCUGGAUCUCCUUUGAUGUCAUGUUCUGCACUGCAUCCAUUGUCACGUUGUGCUUCAUUAGCCUGGACAGAUACUGCUCCGUGGUGACCCCGUACCACUAUUCGAGAAGGAUGUCCCGUGGCAGAUGCAUCGUGAUGACCUGCAUGGUCUGGGUAUACUCCUCCCUCAUUUCCUUCCUUCCCGUCAUGCAAGGCUGGAAUGAGAUCCCCGGGGUGGACUUUGAUGCAGGCAGAGAAUGCAUCUUUGUCACCAACUGGAUUUUUGCCAUCGUGGCUUCUGCUCUGGCAUUUUUUGUCCCCUUCAUGGUCAUGUGCAGCAUGUAUUUCUUCAUCUACCGAGCUUCACGGCUCAAGGCCACUCGUAUCAUGUCUCAGACCCUGGAGAUUCACUACCACCCCAACAGCAAGCGGCAGAACCAUCUGCAGCUGGAGAACAAGGCCACGCGGACCAUUAGCAUUAUCAUUUCAGUCUUUGUGCUGUGCUGGCUGCCGUACUUUGUCCUGAAUGUCUGGCUCGCUGCCAGAGGCACCGACUCCACCAACACGGUCUUGGUUGACACCUUCAAGAUCAUCACUUGGUUAGGGUAUUGCAACUCCACCAUCAACCCAAUGCUCUACGCUUUCCUGAACCGGGACUUCCAACGGGCCCUGAAGAAGCUGCUCAUUUGCAGGCACAGGUCUCAGGUGGACAUCGGAGAAGACAUGGUUUCCAUAGCCACGUUUUCCAAGACUGCUCCAGACCUGGAAUAUAGCGUUACGGUGCCACUGCCCAAUGGUGCCCUGAAGGGCAAACCCAAGUAA